Drosophila takahashii is the source of this 1067-nucleotide messenger RNA. It is a transcript of the gene jagn, whose product is annotated as jagunal. Lineage: Eukaryota; Metazoa; Arthropoda; Insecta; Diptera; Drosophilidae. Gene Ontology annotation, cellular component: endoplasmic reticulum membrane. Gene Ontology annotation, biological process: endoplasmic reticulum organization; vesicle-mediated transport. The record is from RefSeq and is a predicted model, not a curated record.
UCAAACAUCGAUUUCAGUUCCAGCUCUAUUUUUUGUGCAAUUAUUUAUUAAAAAUAAGCAACGACACGACGUGUGACAACGAACCACGAAGGCAACGAAAUGGCAACGCGCGGCGGUCCAAUGGUCGCGGGCACCGACGGCAACGACUUCGAGUUCAGGCAGCGCGUAGCUGGCACAUAUCAAAUUAGCCUGCUGAACAAGUCCAGGUUGAAGUUCUGCAUCUUCUUUCACGCCCUGCUCUUCUUCGUGAUGCUGGCCAAGCUCACGUCGGACAUCCUGGACCGCCUGGACAUCUUCGUGCUGGAGAUCGAGGAGCUGGAGGUGCCGCCUCCGCUGUGGUGGGAGUACGUGUGGGCCGGGUCGCUGCUCACCAGCUUCCUGGGCCUCUCGGCCGCCCGGGGCAACAAGGUGCGCGAGAUGCAGAAGUACAUGGUGGCCAUCCUGCUGUUCGCCAUCCUGCCGCUGUUCUACUGCUUCGCCUACUACUUCUCGGACGUGUGGGAGUUCGCCACGCUGGACAAGUCCGUGGAGCUGGACGAGACGGACAUUUUUGUGUGGCGCGGCUAUCCGUACGGGGUGUUCUGGUACGCCUUCUGCUUCGUAGGCUUCCAGGUGCACGGAUUCACGCUGUACUUCGCCUACAACCUGGUCAAGGCCUGGAAGGCCAGAACUGCCACGCGCAAGUUCCAGUAAUCUAAAUACUCGCCAAACUAGUAAACGUCGGAGAGCAGGGCUAGUUGUAAAUAAUUUGGAAACUUGAAACUAACUCGAAACACUAGUGCACAAGAGCGUAAUGAAACUAUGGUAAAUCUAAAGUUAUGCAGCUGUUAAGGUAUCGCACACUUAGUCGUACAGGAAGGGAAAACAUAUGGUCGAAACUAAACGAAGCGUCGGCGUUAAAGUUAUUGUUAGUUGAAAGUUAAACCGUUCAAAAUGAUUAAAUAGACUCUUAUCCAUAUACACAUAUAUAUACACACACGCAGCCUUGUGAGGUCAACUAAAGACAAGAAGCAACUGAAGCCACCAAAUUUCCCCGAGUCGGAAUAAAAACCAAAAACCAACCUAAA